Messenger RNA from Neomonachus schauinslandi (Hawaiian monk seal), 1389 nucleotides. RefSeq names its product mex-3 RNA binding family member A (gene MEX3A). Bases 1 to 1272 code for a protein of 423 amino acids. Gene Ontology annotation, molecular function: RNA binding. The transcript has 2 exons. Lineage: Eukaryota; Metazoa; Chordata; Mammalia; Carnivora; Phocidae. The record is from RefSeq and is a predicted model, not a curated record.
AUGCCUAGUCUAGUGGUAUCUGGAAUAAUGGAAAGAAAUGGGGGCUUUGGAGAACUAGGAUGUUUCGGGGGAAGCGCUAAGGACCGAUCGGGAGCUGACUGGCCCCAGCGCAGACCUUGCCCUGUGAGUUUCCUUCUCUCUCCACUCCCCCCCCACCCCAUCCCAGGCUGCAAGAUUAAGGCUCUGAGGGCCAAGACCAACACGUACAUCAAGACGCCGGUGCGCGGCGAGGAGCCCGUGUUCAUGGUGACCGGGCGGCGGGAGGACGUGGCCACAGCGCGACGGGAAAUCAUCUCGGCGGCCGAGCACUUCUCCAUGAUCCGCGCCUCGCGCAACAAGUCGGGCGCCGCCUUUGGCGUGGCUCCUGCCCUGCCCGGCCAGGUGACCAUCCGCGUGCGGGUCCCCUACCGCGUGGUGGGGCUGGUGGUGGGCCCCAAGGGGGCAACCAUCAAGCGCAUCCAGCAGCAGACCAACACGUACAUCAUCACGCCGAGCCGCGACCGCGACCCGGUGUUCGAGAUCACGGGUGCGCCGGGGAACGUGGAGCGCGCGCGCGAGGAGAUCGAGACGCACAUCGCGGUGCGCACGGGCAAGAUCCUCGAGUACAACAACGAGAACGACUUCCUGGCGGGGAGCCCCGACGCCGGCCUGGACAGCCGCUACUCGGAGGCCUGGCGGGUGCACCCGCCCGGCUGCAAGCCGCUCUCCACCUUCCGCCAGAACAGCCUGGGGUGCAUCGGCGAGUGCGCCGUGGACUCCGGCUUCGAGGCCCCGCGCCUGGGCGAGCAGGGCGGGGACUUCGGCUACGGCGGCUACCUGUUCCCGGGCUACGGCGUGGGCAAGCAGGACAUGUACUACGGCGUGGCCGAGACCAGCCCCCCGCUCUGGGCGGGCCAGGAGAACGCCGCGCCCACCUCGGUGCUCUUCUCCUCCGCCUCCUCGUCGUCGUCCUCGUCCGCCAAGGCCCGCGCCGCGCCGCCGGGGGCGCACCGCUCUCCCGCUGCCUCGGCGGGGCCUGAGCUGGCCGGACUGCCCAGACGCCCGCCGGGAGAGCCGCUGCAGGGCUUCUCCAAACUGGGGGGCGGCCUGCGGAGCCCCGGCGGCGGGCGGGACUGCAUGGUGUGCUUCGAGAGCGAGGUGACGGCCGCCCUCGUGCCCUGCGGACACAACCUGUUCUGCAUGGAGUGUGCAGUGCGCAUCUGCGAGAGGACCGACCCGGAGUGUCCCGUCUGCCACAUCACGGCCACGCAAGCCAUCCGAAUAUUCUCCUAAGCCCCCUGCCCCGGCCUCCUGGCUCCCUCCCUGGGGGGAGGGGGGGGGCGCCCUGGAUCUGUUUUCCACUGGGGCCUUUUGGAAAUCAGUGAUCUGAGGGCAAGGUGCUUAGAGACA